Spea bombifrons (plains spadefoot toad) is the source of this 1479-nucleotide messenger RNA. Its product is annotated as cytochrome P450 2A13-like. Gene Ontology annotation, biological process: xenobiotic metabolic process. Gene Ontology annotation, molecular function: heme binding; iron ion binding; oxidoreductase activity, acting on paired donors, with incorporation or reduction of molecular oxygen, reduced flavin or flavoprotein as one donor, and incorporation of one atom of oxygen. The record is from RefSeq and is a predicted model, not a curated record. Gene Ontology annotation, cellular component: intracellular membrane-bounded organelle; cytoplasm. The transcript has 9 exons. NCBI's taxonomy places the organism in Eukaryota, Metazoa, Chordata, Amphibia, Anura, Pelobatidae. The coding region runs from base 1 to 1479 and encodes 492 amino acids.
AUGGAUAUCUCGUGGCCGGCGACGCUGCUUCUGGCUCUGCUCGGUCUCUUCAUCUACAGAACAUGGGAUACAUUGUAUCGAAAGCGCAAACUGCCCCCUGGUCCUACCCCUCUGCCCCUGCUCGGAAACGUCCUUCACAUGAAGAGGGGGGAGAUGGUGAAGUCCUUACUACAGUUCGGGGAUAAAUAUGGCCCGGUCUACACCGUCUACUUUGGUCCGAAUCCCGUUGUUGUCCUCUGCGGAUACCAAGCGGUGAAGGAAGCUCUUAUCGACCAAGCAGAUGACUUCGGGAGUCGGGGACGGCAACCCACUACUGAUGGAUUCGUCCAAGGAUUUGGGGUGGCUUUUAGUAACGGGGAAAGGUGGAAGCAGCUGAGGCGUUUUUCGCUAAUGACCCUGAGAAAUUUUGGGAUGGGCAAAAAGAGCAUUGAGGAGAGGAUCCGGGAAGAAGCCCAGUUCUUGGUGGCUGAACUCAGGUCAUACAAAGGAAAAUCGCUGGACCCAACCACCGUCCUGGUCCAGGCUGUCUCCAAUGUUAUUUCUUCCAUUGUUUUUGGGAGUCGUUUUGAAUACAACAAUAAAGAUCUCCAGGUUCUGUUGAGCCUGUUUGCUGCGACCUUCAAGGAUAUGAGCAGCGCAUGGGGACAGCUUCUGGAGAUGCUUCCGACGGUCAUGAACUACAUCCCGGGUCCUCACCAAAGGAUAAACAAACACCUGAAUAAUCUCCUGGAGUUUGUGACACAAAGAGUGGAGAGAAAUCAGAAGACCCUCGAUCCAGACUCUCCAAGGGACUUUAUCGACUGCUUCCUGAUAAAAAUGCAGCAGGAGAAACAGAAUCCCACUUCAGAUUUCAACAUGAAAAACUUGUUAAUGACGGUGAUCAACUUGUUCUUCGCCGGAACCGAAACUGUCAGCACAACUCUGAGGCACGGCUUUCUCAUCCUUCUGAGGUACCCUGAAAUCGAAGAGAAGCUUCAUGAAGAAAUCGAUCGCGUGAUUGGCCAGAACCGCAGCCCCAACAUCGAGGACCGGAGCAAAAUGCCGUACACCGACGCGGUGAUCCACGAGAUCCAGAGAUUCAGCGACAUCGUCCCAAUGAAUCUUCCUCAUUCAGCCACCAACGACACAACUUUCAGAGGUUAUAAAAUUCCCAAGGGCACCGAUGUCUAUCCGUUACUCUGCUCCGUUCUCCGAGACCCUACGCAGUUUGCGACUCCCAACAAGUUCAACCCAAAUCACUUCUUGGACGAAGACGGACGUUUUAAGAAGAGUGAGGCCUUCAUGCCCUUCUCUACAGGGAAGCGGAUCUGCCUCGGUGAGGGUCUGGCACGGAUGGAGCUCUUCCUCUUCCUCACCACCAUCCUGCAGAACUUUAAGUUGUCCUCCCAAACGCGUUUCACUGAAUCGGACAUCGAACCAAGAAUGAAAGGGAUUGCGAACUUCCCGAUGCCUUAUCAACUUUCCUUCGUCCCGUAUUAA